Messenger RNA from Botrytis fragariae, 1239 nucleotides. RefSeq names its product putative multidomain presynaptic cytomatrix related protein. The transcript has 5 exons. The coding region runs from base 1 to 1239 and encodes 412 amino acids. Gene Ontology annotation, cellular component: phagophore assembly site. The record is from RefSeq and is a predicted model, not a curated record. NCBI's taxonomy places the organism in Eukaryota, Fungi, Ascomycota, Leotiomycetes, Helotiales, Sclerotiniaceae. Gene Ontology annotation, biological process: autophagosome assembly.
AUGUCAGGUCCAGACGCGGAAUCAGAUCCCACUUAUACUGUGUUUGUAAAACUACCAUUUCCGCGUGGCGAAUUUGUUGAUCCUCCAGCGGUGGAAUGGGAUGCAGGAAAAGACAAGGCUCUUUGGAAGAUAUUGCUCAAAGCUCCAAAGAAUAGCGAUGUUGAUUGUAAGUGCUUGGAAUUAGCUACGAAAUUCGAAGUUACUCUUCCAUUCCUUCUUCAGCAGGUAGCAUGGCUUUACGAACGACAAUUUUCACAAGUUCGUGAGCAGAUGAGGAAAGCCACGGUAUCUAAAGGCUCUUUGGCUCCGUCGCCAGUUCCAGACAGUACAUCUGAACAAGCAGGCGGAGAAGAAAUGAAGAGAACUGGAUCUGGAGGUGGAGGUAACUCGCAAGCGGCAUAUGAAAUCUAUCAGCUUAGGAGCUCACAACUAGCAGGCCCACGAAUUCAGUCCUCUCUUUCCAAUAGAAAGAGUACUCCAUUCUCGAAAAAUGAUGGAAGUGUGCCAAAUACCCCUAAUCGCGCAAUGGCUCCGCCGUUCUCUCGCACAUCAUCUCGGGAAACAACUGUUCAAUCUCGCACAUUUGUAGCACCAACUUCGCGACCAACUCAAGCCACCACGAAUCGACGAUCUCUCUCACCAAAGCAGCGAUCACGACCACCAUCAUUGGCAAUUGACCAUCCAACUAGAAAUUCUCCACAACCGGCGCAACUCUCUUCUCCUGAGGAUUCCUCCGAUGACGAUCCUUAUCCAUUCCAAUCAACCCUGCUUAACAAACGCUUUCCUUCUAUCAAGAAAACGAACAAAGAUCCCUCAUCAGAUGAUGAGCUCACUUUUCUUCCCACCCCGCAAGAUCCAUCCGCUACCCUUCGGGGAGACCCCCGCAAUCCUUCUCGGCGAAUUCCCGCUCACCCCAAGAAAUUAUUGCCAGUCGAAUCGCAGACCUCUGAUUCCUCCACGAGUUCUUCCGCCCCAAUUGUGAACAAGAGACACGAUGCUUUAAGCGGAGGAGGAAGACGACCGCUGACUGGCCCAUUGAGUCCUCGUCGCACAACUGAGCUACAAAGUGAGAGAAGUGAUGGGGGAACACCAAGUAUGGGUAGUAGUUUUAGUGAUCUGGAUGACGCGUCCGUAACGCAAAGCGCACUAGAAGAGGCACUCGCGAGCAACAUGCAGGCAGGUGGCAUGGCAAGUAGAAUGAGCACUAUCAGCCAAGCUCUGAGGAGUCGAUAUCUAUAA